Messenger RNA from Seminavis robusta, 5585 nucleotides. NCBI's taxonomy places the organism in Eukaryota, Bacillariophyta, Bacillariophyceae, Naviculales, Naviculaceae. The record is from the annotation of a GenBank genome assembly.
UCCUGAAUUUCUCUCUGUCGUUUGCUUUGAUUGCCUUUUCAAUGUCCUCCAAUAGAUAUCCCGAUCGCCACAGCAUGUCGCGUCUUUGGAAGGAGUUUAGCAACAUUCUACGAGCUGUACGCCUUCGUUUGUGUGACGCUUCGAAAAAAUCGAUUGGAAUGACUUCAUCGUCUCCGUGAUUCCAGUCAAGACAAAUGGGUACUCCAUAGGAGCAGUAGGGGUUGUCACCAAUGGUAAUCUCAUAUUCACGAAUACACACGUUCUUAAAGCGAACGCCACGAGAUUUGGAAGAAAUACCAGCCGCGGAGGAGCAAGUGGUACUGACAGUGUCUUCUCUCGUGUUCUUGCACUGUUUAGUUGGAAUCGCUUGGAAUCCAUCCGUAUUGUUGUCGUCUUCAUCGUCAUCAGUAUCUCGUCGAAAGGCAUUCAAUCGAUAAAACAUGGGCGCUGUGGGUCCAGUGCUGCUGCUGCUCGCCACUUCCGUGUCGGCUAGUGAUUCUUCCGCCGGUAGGUUGGCUGCAUCGUCCCCAUCGUCGCCUCGUGUAUUAUUGAUCAUGGGUUUCUCAGUACUGGGGGGAUUGCUCGCCGCCACCAUGGAGGAAGUGGACUCAAUAGAAGCUGGUUCUGUGGUUUCGGUCAUAUCUCGCGAUCGAUUGUGGUUGUCCUUGUCGCUUUCUUCGGUUGUUGUAUCUGCUGCGGUGGAAGGUACCUCACUACUGGUAGUGGACGCCAUAGCAGCAGUCUCAACGCUCACCUGAGUCAUGGUCAACUACUACUAUCGACUUCUCAGCGUGACAAUGGAACGCAAGGAUUCGAUUCGAUUCUCUUCAGCGCGUUCUUUUGUUCUUGUGUUUUCUUCUACAAGUUGCCAGCUAUCCUGGUCUCCUUCAGAAGAUGACGCAAGUCCUCUGCAACCAUGCAAUGCAACAACCACAGUGGCGAACCGAUAAAUUGCCUGCGUCAAUUGUCGCUGUGUUGCUGAUGUAUUGUCGUGGACGGUAUACGCAAGUGCGGUUGUGAUUUCCAUUGUCGCUUUGCAAUUGCUGUCCUGCGGCUCGAACGCUCGAACAGCCCAAUUUGGAGUCGAGCAGGCCAUGCCGUAUUCUUGAGAGAUGGGGUAAAACAAAAACUCUUCAACUUGCUGGCCCGGAAUGAGAUCUUUUGCUUGCCUCAGCAUGACCUGCAGAAGGCCGUUGAACUCCCAUUCCGAGACUACCACGAAGCAAGUGCACCCAGAAGUGGAGUGAGGCGCUACAAGUACAUGUAUUACUAUAGUAAAGGCAAGCUGAUACCAUGCAAAUAUAGAGGCUUUGAGCGACUGACAGACCAUUGUUUUUAAACAUCAUUGGCUCCCAUCACACUGCAGCAUUUACACAAGCAAACUAUACAGCUUCCUGCAAGACUCUGACGACCCAUGCAGUGGAUAUCAGGACCAUACCUAUACUUUUUAAUUAGGGACAGGACAGGUUUUGCUGCUAAGAUAAAUGCACAGCUCUAUGCAUACUAGCUAGCUAGCAGGACAGGUCUUGUGAAAACCAUCAAAUAAUUACCCAAUAUGCCUUCUAAAGGACCUCACAGAGAGAGCAAUCGAUUGGCUCUUUCGGAACACCACAGUCUGACGCGGCUGAUAAAUUAAUGAAACCUUACUCAGAGUACGUUCAACCUCCGUUCUGAAAGAGAGAAGAUUGGAUGAGGGUAGCUGGCAGGAAACAUUCAUUAAAUAAAAGAAGAAGUAAGGAAAGAUACAAUAAGAAUGAUAAAACAGCUUCGGUCACUUAUGCGGAACAAGCCUAGUCAAUCACAAAUAAUUCUCGUCCACGAUCAUCGUCAUUGGCUGAUCAACAAGAUCUGGAUCCCACCAUCAUUAAUGUUCGGAGAGAGGUCCCCAUCAAUCCGUUCCUUUCAUUAUCAUUCUCAACUUUGCGAGGUUGCCUUGAUGUUGGUUAAACAGAGCAACUAGCUGCACCAGUUACUUGGUUCCGUUCCAUAUUCCAUUUCAUUCCUUUCUCGGCAGAGGACUUUGGAUACCCUUGCAAGAUCUGCUCUCAUAAUUUAUUUAUUUUGUGGACAGGCAAAGAGCAGCAUUAGCAUGUCAGCCCCUGAUCAAUCUCCGCUUGCAGGCAAAGACUGGUUGGUCCACAAGUUUGGUGGCACCAGUGUGGCCAGUGCGGAGUGUUUUCUGCGAGUGGUUCAGAUUAUUGAAGACUCUCUGGACAAUACCAAGAACGUUGCCAUCGUAGUAUCGGCCAUGGGCGGCAAACCCAAGACGACUGAUUUGCUAUUAUCCACUGUGUCGGCCGCAGCCUCACGGGAUGAUGCUGCCGUUCAAGCAGCCAUUCAGAAAAUUCUGGACAAACACACGAGUUGCUUGGAAACUUUGUUUGGCAGCGAACUGCCCGCCGAAUUGGAAAGAUUGCUCAGUGUGGUCAAGAAAGAUAUUGAUGACAUUCUGGAUAUUCUAAAGACUGUGUCAUUGAUGAAAUGGCAAGCUGCAAGGAUCAGUGAAUUAGUCAGUGGUUACGGAGAAGUUUGGUCCACACAAAUAUUGGCUGCCUUGCUGCAAAUGAGAGCAUCUGCCAAGACCAAAAAUCAACAAGCACUUCCAACCAAUGGCAACAAUCAUCAAGAUGCUUAUUUGCUACCUUCUACCAUCCCCAACAAAUCAGAAUCUUUGUCCAUGGAUGCCGAAGAUAGUGAUGAAUCUCCCGCCAAUGAUCAAAAUGACCACAAUGGAAUUGACGCCACGAAUGAGUUUUAUUAUGUCGAUGCCCGACGAGUGAUUAUUGUUGAUGAAGAUGCCGUCCAAACUGGGGCCGUAUGCUGGGAUAUUAGUCAAACCAAAUUGCAAGACGUGUACCGAGAAGCCUGCGCCAAGGCACAAAAUCCAAAGAGCAAGGUUCAUUUGGUCAUGACUGGCUACGUGGCAUCCAAUACAAAUGGGGUAGCCACCACCUUGCAACGAGAUGGAUCCGAUUAUUCGGCGGCUAUUCUGGGACGCUUGCUCGGCGCCGCACAAAUCAAUAUAUGGACCGAUGUUGAUGGGUGUUUGUCGGCAGAUCCUCGGCGAGUGCCAGGUGCCUAUGUCAUUCCGGAUGUAUCCUAUAAUGAAGCAAUGGAGCUGAGUUACUUUGGUGCCAAGGUUAUUCACCCAAAAACAAUGCAACCAGCAAUUUCCUCCAACCCACAAAUCCCGAUUUUUAUCCGAAACACGUUCAAUCCAACCUUUCGGGGAACGAGAAUCUUCACCGUGUCCACCACGGCUAGUGGGGACGGGGACAAGUGUGUGUGCGGUUUUAGCAGCAUCGAGAAUAUUGCCUUGAUCAACGUGGAAGGUACAGGAAUGAUGGGAGUCCCCGGUGUGGCCAAUCGUCUCUUUGGAACCUUGGAAAAAAUGCAGGUCAAUGUCAUUCUCAUUUCACAGGCAUCCUCGGAGCAUUCCAUCACAUUUGCAACACGACAAGAUCAUGUAGGCACGGCCAAGGCAGCACUGGAAGAAGAGUUUCGGAGAGAGAUUCAUGCCAACCAUAUCACGGAGAUCCAGGUGAAAGAGCCAUGUAGCAUUAUUGCCGCUGUAGGCGAUGGAAUGUCCAAUGUUGCCGGGGUGUCAGGGCGCUUCUUCUCGGCCCUCGGUCAAGCCAAAAUCAAUGUACUCGCCAUUAGUCAGGGCUGCUCCGAACGAAACAUUUCCGCCGUCGUCAAAACAGAAGAAUCAACACGUGCCCUGCGAGCUAUCCAUGCCGCCUUUCGGCUCUCGCAUACAACUGUUCGUGUGGGCAUUGUUGGAUUGGAGAACAAUGAGAUUGGAACCUCCCUGUUGAAGUUGUUACAAGCACAACGCGACAAGCUACGCAGUAUUUUCGACGUUGAUUUGCAAGUCGUUGCAGUGGUUCCCAACAGCACAGCCGACCGUAUUGUUCGUUUGACUGUCGACAAGCCAGGCACGAACGAUUCCAUUACAAACAUGGCCUACAAUGAUGCCAUGAGUGGUGAUGCUUCCAACAUGGAAGAUUCUGCUGUCUCCUUCAAGGGACAAACACACGAAAUUGCAACUGUGGAAGCUGGUGGUUUGGAGUCUCUUUAUGGUGUUCUUUUUCAAGAAGAGUGCACGCAUCACGUUUGUUUUGACUGUACGAGUAACCCGCAAGUCGGUAAAAUGCAUGCCGCUUGGUUGCGCUCGGGUAUUAACAUUGUCACAGCCAACAACACGGGUCUAUCGGGACCUAAGGAACAAUUGGAUGAGAUUCGAGCGGCUGAGAAACUGUACGGCAAACUUUCCGCGCAUUACCUUCGUGAAGUCACCGUGGGCGGAGCCUUGCCUGUGAUCACGACUCUGCACAGUCUCCUCGACUCUGGCGACAGGAUUAGAAGAAUGGAUGGAAUUAUGUCUGUGUCGAUGUCCUUCAUCAUGUAUCGAAUAUCUCCGCCACCUCGUGGUUCGGCAUGUUACAAAUUUGAUGAAGAGUUUACCAUGGGGGCAUUUGGGGCCGACACGCACAGUAAUGAACCCUGUCUCUUUAGCGAAGCCAUCAAGGAGGCAGUGUCGCUUGGAUUGAUGGAAAAGGACCCUUCGCUUGAUUUGAACAAUGACUACACGGCAAGGAAUCUAAUGGUUCUGGCGCAGGAACUUGGGGUCGAACAGAAUGUGUCUGCCGCGAGCAUUCAGGAAUCUAGCGAGAAGUUGUUGGAAGUGUGCAUGCCAGACGGUGCUAAGAUUGACUACCAAGACAUUUCAUCUGGGGCGAUGGACGAGGCAAUAAAAAAGAGAGUGGACGCCGCUCGAGAGAGGGGCUGCGUGCUUCGGCACAUCUCUAGUGUCAACGUUCGGGACCGAGGGAUUUCGAUCAGGAUUGUGGAAGUACCCGACACCCAUGUGUUUGCGUUGACGCCGCCUUCCUGCGAAACAGUCAGGUUCUUUACUCACAGGCACGAGACAUAUCCUCUGGUCAUCCAAGGUCCGUCGGCAGGAGCCGAUUCGACCGCCAGCGCCUUACUAGCAGAGUUAUUACAUCUAAUGAAAGAGAAAGUGGGCCCAAGGAGGGUUACUCUGUCAAGAAGAGGCAGUGCAACUCUCUUGUCGAAUGAGAGCUUGAAGGGACUAGAAGAGUAAAAUGGAAAAGAGUGACAUUGAGGUCCCCCCAAAAGGAUACUUCGCUUGCCUUUUGAAAUAAUUACGGCUAUAGCAAACCCGAAUUAGCCACGCAAGCUCCUGGUCAUUUCUUUUUUCCUGGUUCAUUUUUAGUAGAGCAAUAAUGGUACGACUGUACCGACGGUAGGUCUCUGCUUUGCUACAUUGGGUCAGGUACCGGUAUGCUUGUACAACGUACAACCUGCCUUUCCUUCCUCUACCGUACGCAAAUGCCGCGGCUGCUGGCUUCGGCCAGAAGCUCUACCACUGGAUGGGAGUACUAUUGAACAUAUCAUCUAGCUAGAUAGUACCCGAAUCGAUAGAGGCACUCUCGCUUAUCACUGUAUCUCUGGAUCAAGCAUGCCAUAGUGGGGUUCGUCUUCACUCGCGUUUCCGAGAGCUCCCUCGCAAACCAGUUUUUGAGAGCUCAAUUUAACUCCCGCACCUGUAAGUUCAGGAC